Dermatophagoides pteronyssinus (European house dust mite) is the source of this 3278-nucleotide messenger RNA. RefSeq lists its product as uncharacterized. Lineage: Eukaryota; Metazoa; Arthropoda; Arachnida; Sarcoptiformes; Pyroglyphidae. The record is from RefSeq and is a predicted model, not a curated record.
AAAUUCACUAUCGCGAUGUAUCGAUUGUUUUCGAUUAUUUACACACACACAUGUUGCAUAAUUUUCAUAUGAUUUUUCUUUUUUUUUAAAUUUUGUUUUUGUUGUUUUUUUGACAAUUAAAAAUCUUUCAUUAAAUCAAUUUGUUGUUGUUUUUCAUUAGUGAAUAUAAUCUUUAUUGUAAAAUGAAUCAAGAUAGACGAUAUAGAUCAAAUGUAAGAGGAGGAGGCCAUGGCCGUCGACAAAAUAUUUCAUCAACAAAAUCCAAAUCAAAUGAUCCAAGUUUGAAUAAAAAAUGUUCAUUUUUACGUGAAGAAUUAACAGUUAUUUUUACCGGUCUAAAUAAUCUAUCGGUUCAAGAUGCAAAAGAUUCUAAACGAAUCGUAGUUUUAUUGGAAAGUUUACAUUCAUUUAUGGAAUCGAAUAAAUCCUCAAUCAAACAUGAUGAUGAUAAUAAUAUCGAUGAUUUUAGUCAAGAAUUAUCCAGAUUAAAUCAAUUUCUAUUCGAUAUUAAAACAUUAUUAAAUAAUGUUGAUAAUUAUAAUGAAGAUUUAUUUAAUUUACAAUAUUUAAUGUUAAAAUCAUUUUAUAUUCUAUUAAAAGCGACAAAAAUAAUUAAUGAAUCAACAUUAUUUGCCGAUAUUCUUGAACAUUUAAUCGAUCAUUUGAUUCAGAUAAAAAUUAUGAUUUGUAAAUUAUCAUCUGGUAAUAAUCAACAACAGAAUAUUAUUACAUUAAAUUCAUCAUGUUUAUUACUUUUAAAAUGUAUUUAUUUUUUUUGUUCAAAAUUUACAAUAAUUUAUGGUAAUAAUUUACGUAAAACAAAUGUUUCGGGUAAAUUAAUUGGAAUAUUACGUUGUUUUAUGUUUUAUGGUCUUUCUAAAUAUGAUCUGGAAUCAUUCCCGGUUAAUCUUUAUCCAUCACCUUUAAGUCAAUUUAUGAUUAAAGAUAAUAAUGGUAGAAAACGACGAAAUAACAAUAACAACAAUAAAUUUGAUAAUGAUGAAAUUUUUGAUGAUACUCAUUUACCAUCAACAACAACGGCAACAAUUGAAUCAUCAAAUUUAUCUACAUCAGAAUAUUCAUCAUCCGAAUUGGAUGAAUCAACAAUUUCAACCAUAGAUACAAUAUUAUCAUUACGACGGGAAUAUCAGAAUAGGAAAAGUUUUGUAAAAAUUCGAAUGUUUUCCUAUGAAUGUUUACGCGUAUCGCUCGAUAUAUUCGAUAUUCGUACAGUAUUUGGUUUUUGGUCAUUUUUAUUUCCCGAUACAAAUUUAUCAUGGCCAUUAAAUGAUUCAACUGAAUUUAGUGUUUUGACAACCAUUUCAAAUGAUACAUCAAAUAGUGUACGAAUAUCAGCAUUAAAUUUUAUGUUUAAUUUUUUUGAUUAUAGUAAACAAUAUGUACAGAUUUUAGUACAAGAUUCAACAACAACAACAUCAAUUGGUGGUAAAUCAUCAUCAUUUACACCGAUAUCAGUUUCAUUGGCAACAAUGAUUAAAGAAUUACAUCGAUUUUUUCAUUACAUACUAUUGAAAGAAAAUAAUUGUUCAAUAUUAAUACUUUUAUAUAAAAUAUUAUCAUUAAUAAUAUCGAUAACACCAUAUCAUAAACUUUCGGAUGAUGAAAUUCUGAAUCAAUUAUUCAAUCAAAAUUGUUAUAUGAUUGAUAAUAAAGUAACACAAAUCAAAAAUUUAUCAUUAGCAUUAUAUGUAAAGAUUUUUAAUUUAUCAACAAUUCCAACCGGUUUAGAAUCAUGGAUUUUUGAAACAGAAUCCGGACGGAUUACAAUGAAUAAAAUAUUUAAACAUUGUUAUGAAUUUAUUGAUAAUCAAGAUUAUAUUUUAUUGAUUAUUGAAUCAAUCAAAUUAUUUAUAUCCAUACUACGACAUUAUAAAUUUGCCCGAAAAUUAUUAUCGAAAAAAUGUAUUGAAAAAUUUAAUGUAGAAAUGUUUUUUAUGAAAAUUUCAUUCAAAAUUAUUGAAAUGGAUAAAGCAUAUAAUAAUUCCGUAUUGCAAACAUUAAUGUGUAAAUUUAUACAUACGAUUGGUUUGUUUUUCAAGGAUUUAUCAUCCACCACUUGUGAAGAUGAUUAUAAAAUUUUUCCCGAUCUCCACACACAAGAAGAUUUCAUUAAACAAUGGUAUUUGAAGAUAAUUUCAACGAAAAUAUUUCAUAUUGCAUUGAAAGAACAAAAUUCAUUGAUUAUACAGAAUUCAUCACAAAUAACAUUAAUCAACGUUAUUUCGAUAAUACCGGAAAAUAUUUUUAAAUUAUUUAAUGAAAAUAUUCAUUUUGAAAUUAUAUCGAUAUUAAUUUCAUUAGCAAAAAUUGAUAAUCAUCAUGAUUAUGAUGAUAAUGUUAUUAACAACAACAAACAACAAAAUAUUGAUAAUGAAGAAACAGAUCUUUGGAUCUAUACAAAAUCAACAUCAAUUCGUUGUUUAAGUAUCAUACAAUCAUAUAAUUGUUUUUCCAAUGAUUUAACAUUGAUUUUAGAUUUAAUCGAUAUUUGUAUAAUGGAUGUAUUGAAUAAAUCGGAUGAUUAUUAUCAAAUGAUGAUGGCAAGAAAAAAACAAAUAUUUCUAUUUGAACAUAUACUUUGGUCAUUGGCAAAUAUAUUGGAUAAUGUUAAAAAAAGUGAAUCAUUACAAUCAUCGAUUGAAUUGAAAUAUUUUGUUAAUAUUUUAGAAAUAUUAGAAAAAUUUCAUUCAAAAUUAACAAAUUCAACGGAUGAUAUGUUGAUAAAUUUGGUUAGAAAUUCAUCACUGAUCAUUUAUUUGAUAUUGAGCAAACAAAAUUCUUCAGAUCAAUCGAAUGAAAUUCAAAUAAAUCCAGAUCAAAUUCAAAUCAAAAUGAUUAAAUAUAUGAAUGAAAUAUUGGCAGAAAAAAAAUCCUAUAAACUUCAAUGGAAUAUUUGUAUUGGAUUUUCAUAUUUAUUUCCAAUGGAAAAUUUUAUCAAAUUAUGUGAGGUUGAUGAUUUGAUCGACCGAAUAAUGAAUACAUUAUAUCAAACAUUUUUAAAUUCAAUUAAUCAUAAAGUACAAUCAUAUUCAAUUUAUACAAUAAGUUGUAUAUAUGAUUUGAAAAUAUUUGAAAAAUAUUUACCGAAAUUAUGGUCAUCAUUAACUAAAAAAUUUAUUGAAAAUUUAUUCAUUGUUCCCAUACAUAAUCGUCAUACAUGGUUAGAUAGAUUUAUAUUUGUAAUUGAAAAAUUUUUCAUUGAAUUUGUUCAACCAAAUGAUCAAGAUGAUCCAUUGGAUUUCUUUUUUCAUUGGUGA